This is a messenger RNA of Histoplasma capsulatum G186AR, 2028 nucleotides long. Its product is annotated as protein kinase. The coding region runs from base 311 to 1549 and encodes 412 amino acids. Gene Ontology annotation, molecular function: ATP binding; cAMP-dependent protein kinase activity. Gene Ontology annotation, biological process: peptidyl-serine phosphorylation. The transcript has 5 exons. NCBI's taxonomy places the organism in Eukaryota, Fungi, Ascomycota, Eurotiomycetes, Onygenales, Ajellomycetaceae. Gene Ontology annotation, cellular component: nucleus; cAMP-dependent protein kinase complex. The record is from RefSeq and is a predicted model, not a curated record.
CUCCGCUGACAACCCUUCAUACCUCACUCCAGCACCCUGAUUUGUAUAUCUCAUACUUGUCAUCUUACAUCUUUCGCCUCACCCCUCUCCUCCCUCUCCCAUUCGCCUUCCCCUAUCGCAGCCCUUAAGUCAAUGGCGGCCCUACCUCCUGUCAGGUCGUUACCCCACUCAAUCCAGCCUCUAUCGCCAAUUUGAGUUGCGUGCACUACCGUUUUCCUUCCACCCGCUCCCCUGCGCUGUCAUCUCGUCGAAAAGAAGAAACAAAUCAAGUUAUACCCGGCCAAGGUCAUGACCCCUCUCUCAUCCUGAGAUGGCCGCGGAAAUUCUUCAUGAGCUGCAGCUGCAGCACACCACACCGCAAAAAGCGCUCCAGAACCAAGACAUCGAUAUCGACGUAACAUCAACUGAAAAGCCCCCGCAACAAAACAACAGUCUCGACCAUCCGAAGAAGAAAUUCGCACUAGAACGUUGUAACCCCGGUCCUCCAGCCUCGCGCCCGCGAACCCCGCAGGAUAUCGUUGAGAACCGGGCGGAGGGUAAGCUAGACAUAUCAUCUAGCGAACUGAGCAUUGGUGACUUCGAGCUGCUACAAACACUGGGUACAGGCACAUUUGCUCGAGUAUGGCUGGUUCGCCUCUUGAAACACACAGGUAAAAUUAAGAACGGAGCCUAUGCGCUCAAGGUUCUUCAUAAAGCGGAUGUUAUAAAACUGAAACAGGUUGAGCAUGUCCGGAAUGAAAUCGAAACCCUAAAUGCGGUUGCUGGGCACCCUUUCAUCACUACCCUGGUCGCCACAUUUACAGACGAUCUGAGCUUAUAUAUGUUGCUCGAAUAUUGCCCAGGAGGAGAGAUUUUCACAUUCUUGAGACGCGCACGGAGGUUUGACGUGUCGACUGCCCAAUUUUAUGCUGCGGAAAUCGUCUUAAUUCUUGAAUUUCUCCACGACGUCCAUGGCAUCGCAUACCGCGACCUCAAGCCCGAGAACAUCCUCCUUGAUGCAGAUGGCCACCUCAAACUCGUUGAUUUCGGAUUUGCGAAAGAGAUUUGGAGCAGGGAAACCUACACACUCUGUGGUACGCCAGAGUACCUAGCACCAGAAGUCAUCCAUAACUCCGGCCACGGCCUAGCUGUUGAUUGGUGGGCUCUGGGCGUCCUGAUAUACGAGUUCAUAGUCGGACAACCUCCAUUCUGGGACCCAAAUCCUAUGCGCAUAUACAAACAGAUUGUUGAUGGAGUCCUACGAUUUCCUGCCAACAUGCCCCCAGCCGCGCAGGAUAUUGUAUCUCGGCUGUGCAAAACGAACCCAUCCGAGCGCCUGGGUCACAUAAAAGGGGGAUCCGCCAGAGUGAAGCAACAUUCCUUCUUCAAGGGAGUCAAUUGGGAUGAUAUUUACCACCGACGAAUGAAGGGACCCAUAGUCCCCCGUGUGGAUUCCCCGACCGAUGCAGGGAAUUUCGAAAUUUACCCGGACCCCCCACACCCGUCGGAGCUUGCUCCAUACACGAAGGAUAUGAGAGACGCGUAUGAGCAUAUAUUCAAGACUUUCUAAUUGAUAUAUAACUGGGCAGGCCGUGGUAGCUAUGGAUCGCCAGGCAGUAGGGAAUCCGUAUUAUCCACUAUGGCUCCUUCCACCCCCAACCCCCCAUUAUCCGGCGUUAUCGAUGAGAUUCAGCACCAUAUACUCAUUUUUCACGCUGCUUGUAUCAGCAGUACCUCACCGUUUCUCCUUUUUCCGUACUUUGUCUAUCAUCGAUUUUGGGAGUCACACAUCAGGGAUAGAUAUAUCUAACUAUAGCCCCCUCUCAUUGCUUCUUCCCCGCUCCCCCUCGCCUCCCAGCUUCAUAGCUGUCAACACGCCUCAUAACGCUGCGCGAGACAAACCGCAAUUUUGUAUCGCUCGUUCUCAUCCAGAUCAUAUCCUGGUUGGUUUACAUUGCUGGAAUCUAACAUCUUCCCGCUCCACUGACCACGCCAACAACAAUAUACAUACAUACAUAUAUAUAUUUUUAUAUGUCUACUUAUCUAUCU